AAACAAAAUCAUCGACAUUCAGUUGACUUCUCACCCUAAUCCAACCAUCAAGAAAGCGCGUGAUCGGACGCUCUACUCUGAGAUUCCCACAAACCGUUGUCCCGAUACACACGGCGAAAGAGACUAAAGAUACGAAACCCGAUGAACCGAAAGAUCCGUUUGGCUCUCCUAGUGGUUACCAUUAUCGAAAAUAUUUGCCAUUUGGAGACCUAAGUAUCCAAAACCCAAUGUCUCCAUAUAAACAAAAAGAGAAUUUUGCAUUCUUUAUAACAAACUCUCCCACGAAACAAACUGACUCACUCAAACUGAACAAAGUGUUAAUGGGAAAGGGAAGGACUAGGGAUGUGUUAGAACAGAAUUCGAGUGUGUUAUCAACAAAAAAAUUGGGAUCAUUGAGUAUACCAUCUGCGCCUGUGUAUUAUCCGACUGAGGAUGAAUUUAAGGAUCCUUUAGAGUAUGUUUAUAAGAUUAGGACAGAGGCAGAGCCUUAUGGGAUUUGCAAGAUUGUUCCACCGGAUAGUUGGAAACCUCCAUUUGCUUUAGAUUUAGGAUCAUUUACAUUUCCCACAAAAACACAGGCGAUUCACCAGUUGCAAGCGCGACCAGCUGCUUGUGAUUCCAAGACUUUUGAGUUGGAGUAUAGUAGGUUUUUGGAGGAACAUUGUGCGAAGAAGUUGAAGAAGGUGUCGUUUGAAGGGGAGGAGUUAGAUUUGUGUAAGUUGUUUAAUGCGGUGAAGAGGUUUGGAGGCUACGAUAAGGUUGUGAAGGAGAAAAAGUGGGGGGAGGUUUUUAGAUUUGUGAGAUUGAAUAGGAAGAUUUCAGAGUGUGCUAAGCAUGUGUUGUGCCAAUUAUACUACAAUCAUUUGUAUGACUAUGAAAAAUAUUACAAUAAGUUAAAUAAAGUGGUGGCAAAAGUUUGCAAGAGGGGAUUUAAUGAGGAUGUAAAAAGUGAAGGUAAGGUUGAGUUUUUGAGCUCGAAAAGGAGGAGGAGAAAUAACAAUGAUUGUGAGAGAGUUAGAGUUUGUGAUAAGGUUGUAAAGGCUGAGGAGCUUGAUCAGAUUUGUGACCAAUGCAAGAGUGGAUUGCAUGGGGAAGUGAUGCUUCUGUGUGACAGGUGUAAUAAAGGAUGGCAUAUUUAUUGUUUAGCACCACCACUGAAGCAAAUUCCACCGGGUAAUUGGUAUUGCCAAGACUGCUUGAAUUCUGAUAAAGAUAGUUUUGGUUUUGUGCCGGGAAAGCAGUAUUCCCUUGAAUCUUUCAGGCGUGUGGCUGAACGGGCAAAAAGGAAGUGGUUCAGGUCAAGAUCUGCUUCACGUGUUCAAUUGGAAAAAAAGUUUUGGGAAAUCGUGGAAGGAUUGGUGGGUGAGGUUGAAGUUAUGUAUGGGAGUGACUUGGACACUUCUGUUUAUGGGAGUGGUUUUCCACGUGUAAAUGACCCAAGACCAGAAUCUGUUGAUGCCAAUGUAUGGGAUGAAUAUUGUGCUUGUCCAUGGAAUCUCAAUAACUUGCCAAAGUUGAAAGGGUCAAUGCUUAGAACUGUUCAUCAGAACAUUACUGGUGUUAUGGUGCCAUGGCUAUAUAUAGGGAUGCUGUUCUCAGCUUUUUGCUGGCAUUUUGAAGAUCACUGUUUUUACUCGAUGAAUUAUCUUCACUGGGGAGACCCAAAAUGUUGGUACAGUGUCCCAGGUAGUGAAGCCACCGCUUUUGAGAAGGUGAUGAAGAAUAGUCUUCCUGAUCUUUUUGAUGCACAGCCAGAUUUACUGUUUCAGCUGGUAACCAUGUUGAAUCCAUCAGUGUUGCAAGAAAAUGAAGUUCCAGUUUAUAGUGUACUUCAGGAGCCGGGAAACUUUGUCAUCACAUUCCCUAGAUCAUACCAUGCAGGUUUUAACUUUGGUUUAAAUUGUGCAGAGGCUGUCAAUUUUGCUCCUGCUGACUGGCUACCUCAUGGUGGUUCUGGAGCAGAACUGUAUCAGCUAUAUCGCAAAGCUGCUGUUCUAUCUCAUGAGGAGCUCCUCUGUGUGGUAGCCAAGCAGAGUGAUUGUGAUAGCAAAGCAUUGCCUUAUUUGAAAAGUGAAUUGCUUAGAAUAUAUGCUAAAGAAAAAAUGUGGAGAGAGCUACUUUGGAAGAAGGGCAUCAUCAAGUCGAGUCCUAUGAUCCCUUGGAAAUAUCCUGAGUAUGUGGGUACUGUUGAGGAUCCAACAUGUAUUAUUUGCCGACAGUAUUUGUAUCUUAGUGCUGUGUUCUGCUGUUGUAGACCAUCUGCUUUUGUAUGUCUGGAGCACUGGAAACACCUUUGUGAAUGCAAGUCCAGAAAACUUCAUCUUCUUUAUCGUCAUACCCUGGCGGAAUUGAAUGACUUGCUUCUUACACUUGAUCGCUGUAAUCCUGAGGAGAUGCCAGGAAUUAAUAGCUUAAAAAGGCAAAUUUCAUCUUCAAAUCAAAUGAGUUCAUUGAGUAAAAAGGUCAAAGGUGGCUGCAUUACUCUUUCUCAUCUUGCAGAAAAUUGGCUUUUUCGUUCUUCUGAGGUUCUUAAUAAUCUGUAUUCUAGUGAUGCAUUUGCCACUCUGUUGAAGGAAGCUGAACAAUUUCUAUGGGCGGGUCAUGAGAUGGAUCUAGUCAGGGACAUGGCGAAGAAAUUGUCUGAAGCUCAGAAAUGGGCUGAAGGCAUAAGAAAUUGCCUUUCCAAAGCAGAGCACUGUUCAUAUCAGCCUGACUGUGAUUCGGACAAAGUGGAGUUGGCAUAUGUUAAUGAGUUGCUGGGAUUGGAUACUGUGCCCUGUAAUGAGCCUGGACAUCUAAAGUUGAAGGAAUAUGCAGAAGAGGCUAAGUUGUUGUAUCAGGAAAUUAAUGUUGCUCUGUCAAAAUGGUCAAAGAUCUCUGAGUUGGAGUCGUUGUAUUCUAGAGCUUGUGGCUUACCAAUCUGUGUGGAAGAAAGCAAGAAAUUAUCUCAAAGAAUUUCUUUUGCAAAGGUCUGGACAGACUGUGUGAGAAAAUGCAUCUCAAGUAAAAGUCCUGCACUAGUUGAGGUUGAAAUGCUUUACAAGUUAAAGUCAGAGAUAUUGGAUCUUCAAGUUGAACUUCCAGAGACAGAGUUGCUUUUGGAUCUAAUAGGUCAAGCUGAAUCAUAUCGUGUGCGGUGCAGUGAAUUAUUGAAUGGUCCUAUUAGUCUAAAGAAUGUUGAAGUGUUGCUACAAGAAUUGGAUGGUUUUAUUGUUGAUGCACCAGAAUUGAAGCUUCUAAAGCAAUACCAUAGAGAAGUUGUUUCAUGGACUUCCCGCUUUAAUAAUAUUGUGGUGAACAUUCAUGAACGGAAGGAUCAACAAAAUGUAAUUGAUGAAUUAAAUUGCAUUUUGAAAGAUGGAGCAUCUUUGAGAAUUCAAGUUGAUGAAUUGCCUCUUGUUGAGCUUGAGCUGAAGAAGGCUUAUUGCAGAGAAAAGGCUCUGAAGGCAUGUGAUACUAAAAUGUCCCUGGAAUUCAUUCAGCAAAUGAUGACAGAGGCAGUCAUGCUACAUUUAGAGAGAGAGAAAUUAUUUAUUGAUAUGUCUGGAAUACUUGUGACUGCAUUGUGUUGGGAGGAAAGAGCAGCAGAUGUUCUUGCACGCAAGGCUCAGAUGUCCGAAUUUGAUGAUAUUAUAAGGACAUCACAAGACAUAUUUGUGGUUCUACCUUCGCUAGACAAUGUCCAGGAUGCAGUGUCAACAGCUAAAUCCUGGUUGAAGAAAUGUAUGCCAUUUUUGGCACCUACUUCUUCUGAGGCACCUAUUUCUUUGCUGAAGCUUGAGGCUCUGAAGGAGUUGGUUUCUCAGUCAAAGAUUCUUAAGAUUUCAUUGGAAGAACAGGGAAUGCUUGAAACAGUUCUAAAGAAUUGUGAGGAAUGGCAGCAUCAUGCCUGUUCUCUACUGCAAAAUGCUGAGUGCCUACUUGGUAUGAGUAAUAUUGGUGAUGCUCUGAGCAAUGUUCUUACUUCAAAAAUUCAACAUCUGCUUUCCUCUAUGGAAUCCAUUAUAAAAGCUGGCUCAUCUCUCGGUUUUGACUUCCAUGAGAUUCCAAAACUCCAAAAUGCAUGUUCCACUCUACAAUGGUGCAACAAGGCCUUAUCCUUCUGUUCCGUUGCUCCUUCUUUUGAGGAUGUGGAGAACUUGAUGGAGGUUGCAGAAGGCCUUUCUACUACAUAUAUGCCUUGUAAUAUGUGGAACUCUUUGAUUCAUGGUGUUCGAUGGCUUAAGAGAGCUUCAGAAGUAGUUUCUGCUCCUUGCAAGUUCAGAAGAUUCAAGUUGAGUGAUGUGGAACCAAUUCUUGCCAGAUCCCAGGUUAUGAGUGUCUCCUUUCCUGUGAUGGUGGGCGAACUUAAGAGUGCUAUUCAGAAGCACAAGUCAUGGCAAGAACAAGUGUAUAAAUUUUUUAAUCUCAAGUAUGAGCAACGAUCUUGGUCUCUGUUGUUACAGUUGAAGGAUUUUGGGAAAGCUACUGCUUUUCAUUGUCCAGAACUAGAAAUGGUUAUAUCUGAAGUUGACAAGGUUGAAACCUGGAAGCAACGAUGUGCAGAUAUUGUUGGGAGUUCUAUUGGAGAGAUGAAUACAUUGUUUGGCUCUCUUCAGAAGCUGAAACAGUCUUUAGAUAGAUCUUUGUACAUAUAUAAUAAUUCACGAGGUUCAACCCCAAACAAUUUGUGCACCUGCUGUGCGAGUGAUUCUGGGGAAUGGAUAAUUUGUUCAAUUUGCAAAGACUGCUACCAUUUGCGGUGUGUUGGACCAACGACAGCAGUCGGUACAAACGAUGCAAAAGAGUAUAUAUGUCCUUAUUGCCAAUUUAUUGAAAGUGGAUCAAUAUCUGUAAAUGCAGGCAGCCUUCUGACAUACAAAGGGAAAAGGUCUGACUUGAUAAAGUUGAUUGAACUUCUGUCAAAUUCUGAAAAAUUUUGUGUCAUGGUUGAAGAAAGAGAUAUAUUACAAGAAGUAGUGGAUAAAGCUUUUGCUUGCAAGACCUGCUUGACUGAUAUUCUGGAGUUUGAAUUUUCUUAUUUGGAUAAAGACCUCUGCGUCAUCUCCAAUAAACUAACUGUUGCCUUAAAGGUGCGAGAGGUGGCAGGAUUGUAUGAUGAUCAAAGCAAUAGAGUGCUUGACCUGGCAUUAGCAAGAAAUUCAUGGAGAGUCAAAGUAAAUAAAUUGUUAGAGGGUUCAACAAAACCCACAAUCCGACAGAUACAACAAUAUUUGGAAGAGGGACUGGCUAUGGACAUAAAACCUGAAGAUCACUUUAGGCAAAAGCUUACAGAACUGAAAUGCAUUGGCUUGCAGUGGGCAGAUCGUGCGAACAAGGUCACAAUGGAUUCUGGUGCAUCGAGCUUAGACAAAGUCUUUGAACUUAUAACAGAGGUAGAAGGUUUACCUGUUUGCUUGGAGAGGGAACUUAAGUCCUUAAGGGCUCGAAGCAUGCUUUACUGCAUAUGCCGGAAGCCUGAUGAUGAGAGAGCAAUGAUUGCUUGUGAUCAGUGUAAUGAGUGGUAUCAUUUUGAUUGCAUUAAAUUACUUUCCCUACCAAAGAUCUUCAUCUGUGCUGCAUGUAAACCUGAGGCAGAAGAGUUGUCUACACAACAAUUGGUUGAUGAUAAUGAGAGGUCAAAUGCCAAGUUUCUGGAGCCGAAAACACCUUCACCAAAACACAUACAACCUGGAAAGAAACAGAGAAUAAGUCUAACACAAAAGAUGCUAGGCAAUUCAAAUAACAGUAGUACACUGAACUGUUCUAGUGGGAUUGAUAGCUUGUGGUGGCAAAAUCGGAAGCCUUUCAGAAGAGCAGCCAAAAAACGUGCAGUUAUGGAAAGUCUAUUGCCAUUUAUUCAUACGCAACAGUAAAGAUAAGAUGAAUAUAAAUCAUGAUCAAUCAUUCGAUUUAUUCAUAUGGUUUAACUAAGUUGUCUUGCUAGCUCAAUGAUUCAUUUAUCAAUGAAAAUUAAUUUUAGAUGGAGCUCUAUGUGAAGUUUUUGUUUCAGGGCUAGAACAACACCAUUAGCCUCACACUUAGGACUGGAUUUGAGCUGAACUGAGAACUUGGACUUGCUUGAGUUUAACUUGAAUUCUAAAUGGCUAAUUUGAGUUUGAGUUUGAA
Molecule: messenger RNA, 6108 nt
Organism: Mangifera indica (mango)
Lineage: Eukaryota; Viridiplantae; Streptophyta; Magnoliopsida; Sapindales; Anacardiaceae
Product: lysine-specific demethylase 5A
Exons: 34
Coding region: 228-5855 (1875 amino acids)
Biological process (GO): chromatin remodeling
Cellular component (GO): nucleus
Molecular function (GO): histone demethylase activity; DNA binding
Source: RefSeq, a predicted model, not a curated record